This is a messenger RNA of Dovyalis caffra, 291 nucleotides long. Lineage: Eukaryota; Viridiplantae; Streptophyta; Magnoliopsida; Malpighiales; Salicaceae. The record is from the annotation of a GenBank genome assembly.
AUGAAAGGAAAAAACAAAAAAGCAGAAGAAGACCCGUCAAAUCCACGGGACAAGACGAAACGUGUGGCAAAGGAAAAGAGAAAAAGAGAGAAGGCAAUAAAGAGGCUGUGGUCAAAACAAGACGAGAGGCCAGUGUGGUCUAAAUAUGGAAUUGUCCGUGUUUGUAAUAAGAUUUUGUCUAAAACUUAUGAGAUGGGCCGAGCUAAACUUGCAAGUCUUGGAGCAGUCGAGCUCAAUCAUUAUUCCUGCCGUGGAAAAAGAAGUGAGUCUCGUCGUGGGUGUCAAGAAUGA